Anolis sagrei ordinatus is the source of this 2094-nucleotide messenger RNA. Lineage: Eukaryota; Metazoa; Chordata; Lepidosauria; Squamata; Anolidae. The record is from RefSeq and is a predicted model, not a curated record.
CUGCUGGUGGCGGGGCUGGGGAAGGGCCAGGCCCAGCGCCGGCAGCCAGGAGAGGGGGAGGCGGCAGCAAAGGCGAGCGCGGCGUGGGCCUUCCUCUCUCUCCCUCUCUCUCUCUCUCUGCUCUGGAGCCAGGCAAGGCUCUCUCUCUCGUUCGCUCGCUCGCUCGGGCAGCAACAAGUGCGGAGGCAGGCGAGCCGCGGGCUGACGUCAGCGAGCGGAGUAUUAUGGUCUGGGCUGGGCUGGCUCCUGCCGCCGAAGCCUCCGCCGCCGCCGUUGCUUCCCUGCUGCCCGCGGCCGAGUAAACAUGGAGCUCUCCGCCGUGGGCGAGCGGGUCUUCGCGGCCGAGGCCUUGCUCAAGAGGCGCAUCCGCAAAGGCCGGAUGGAAUAUCUGGUGAAAUGGAAAGGCUGGUCUCAGAAAUACAGCACUUGGGAGCCAGAAGAAAACAUCCUAGAUGCUCGCUUGCUGGCGGCUUUUGAGGAAAGGUACUCUGAUUGGGAAAGAGAAAUGGAACUCUAUGGUCCGAAGAAGAGAGGCCCCAAACCCAAAACCUUCCUGUUAAAGUUCCUUCCUGUUUUGCAGGCCCAGGCCAAAGCCAAAGCCAAAACCUAUGAAUUCCGCAGUGACUCUUCCCGGGGGAUCCGGAUGCCCUACUCUGGCCGCUCUCCCCAAGACCUGGCCUCCACCUCCAGAGCUCGAGAAGGGCUGAGGCAAAUCCCACUGCCCCACCAGAGCAGCUCCUCCAGUGCCCCCACUAGUCCCACCACCCGGGUGGAGACGAUCCAGGAGAACCGGGUGGUAUCAGAAGAAGACAGAUCCGAAAGCGCCUUCAAAAAGAGGGGCCCAAAGCCCAGGAAAGAGUUCUACAAAGACCUCCCUGAAAGUGUUGAUCCCACUUCCAAAAGAAAGUCAUUGGAAGCAGGAGACAAGGUGGUGGUAGACUACCUGAAAGCCAGAAAGUUGGAAGAGGCAGCUCACCCUUCUGCAGCCAAGUUCUCCGGACACAGUGUGAUCCAGUUGGCCCGGAGGCGUGAGCCAGAAUUGCCCAGCGCUGGGUCCAGCACCAGGGCAGAAGCUGGCAUGAAACUGGGUGCACCUGAGACUUAUCCUCCCCGGCUGACCAAGCACAGAGCAGAUUUCCUGGAUCAGAAAGGGCAGAGUGGUUUAGACUUGGGUGCCCCUAAGAUUUUGCACAGCUCUGCAAAUCAAAGCAGCUUAUAUGGAGAUGGCAUAGGGACCCAGGCUGGUAGGCCUUCCCUCAUUGCCCGCAUCCCAGUCUCCAGGAUUCUUGGUGAUCCAGAAGAAGAAGCUUGGAGCCCAUCUCUUAACAACCUGGAGAAGGUGGUAGUGACUGAUGUGACCUCAAAUUUCUUGACAGUUACCAUUAAGGAGAGUAGCACAGACCAAGGGUUCUUUAAGGAAAAGCGAUGAAUUCCCUUAGGGAGGGAGCAGGAGGCAUUGAAUGGGUUUGGGUGGAAGUCCUCUGGCUUUGGAUAUGUGUUUUCUUUGGACAUGAUUGCAAAAUCUGUCCUUAAUUCAUUAUUUUAUUGCCUUCCCUUCCCUGCCACCAGUUUCAGUUUCCUUUGAAAGAUUAUCUCUAGAGUUAUAUUUUCUAUUAGGUGUAAAUAUGUUAUUUAAAGAGAAAUACAUAUAUAUAUAUAUAUCUAUAUGCAUAUAUAUAUUUCAGCUCUAAGUUUUUGUUUUUAUUUAAAGCUCUUGGAGGUGGACAGUAAGCAGAGAACUAAUAUUUCUCUUGCCACGGUUGCAAGAGCAGGGAUCUUAUUAAGUAAUUAUAACACCCUUUUUUUUACAGUUUUGUUUCAGUUGCUCCCCCCCUCCCCCCAAGGUGAUGCUGAGGGCAAGUAGGGGUUCUUAUAUUCAUCUGGGGCCAAAAAGGGGGCUCCCAAUUUUGGAUUGUUAUAUUAUAAUGUGUUGCUUUGUACAAUCAAGUGUGCUGUAUACACAACUGUUCGAGCUGGACAGCUGAAGGAAGCACUUGACUUUCCAGUAUUGUCUUGCCUUUGUUUUGAUCCAGUUUAAGAAAUGUUGGUUUAAAGUGUACAUUAAAACAAGUUGGGAGAUGAUUUAGCAAAGAA